GAGGAGGAGCAGGCGCCGCCAUGGCCGCCGCUAUCACCGACAUGGCCGACCUGGAGGAGCUCGCCCGCCUGAGCCCUCUGCCCCCUGGCAGCCCGGGCCCGGCGGCGCGGAGCCGGGCUGAGCCCCCCGAGGAGGAGGAGGAAGAGGAGGAGGAGGAAGAGGAGGCGGAGGCCGCGACGGUGGCGGCGCUGCUCCUGAACGGCGGGGGCGGCGGCGGCGGCGGCGGCGGCGCGGGGGGCGGCGAGGCGGAGACGAUGUCGGAGCCGAGCCCCGAGAGCGCCAGCCAGGCCGGGGAGGACGAGGACGAGGAGGAGGACGACGAGGAGGAGGAAGAGGAGGAGGAGGACGAGAGCAGCAGCAGCGGCGCGGGCGAGGAGAGCAGCGCCGAGAGCCUGGUGGGCAGCAGCGGCGGGAGCAGCAGCGACGAGACGCGCUCGCUCAGCCCCGGCGCCGCCAGCAGCAGCAGCGGGGAUGGCGACGGCAAGGAGGGCCUGGAGGAGCCCAAGGGACCGCGGGGCGGCCCGGGCGGCCUGGGGGGCGGCAGCAGCAGCAGCAGCGUCGUCUCGAGCGGCGGCGACGAGGGCUACGGCACCGGGGGAGGCGGAAGCAGCGCGACCUCCGGCGGCCGGCGCGGCAGCCUGGAGAUGUCGUCGGACGGGGAGCCCCUGAGCCGCAUGGACUCGGAGGACAGCAUAAGCAGUACUAUAAUGGAUGUAGACAGCACAAUUUCCAGUGGGCGUUCAACUCCAGCCAUGAUGAAUGGACAAGGAAGCACUACUUCUUCAAGCAAAAAUAUUGCCUAUAAUUGUUGUUGGGACCAGUGCCAGGCUUGCUUCAACUCUAGCCCAGAUCUGGCAGAUCACAUCCGUUCCAUACAUGUAGAUGGUCAGCGAGGAGGGGUGUUUGUUUGCUUAUGGAAAGGCUGUAAAGUAUAUAACACUCCCUCCACCAGCCAGAGUUGGUUGCAGAGGCACAUGCUGACGCACAGUGGAGACAAGCCUUUCAAGUGUGUUGUUGGUGGCUGCAAUGCCAGCUUCGCGUCUCAGGGAGGGCUGGCUCGCCACGUACCCACACACUUCAGUCAGCAGAACUCCUCGAAGGUUUCGAGCCAGCCAAAGGCCAAAGAAGAAUCUCCUUCUAAAGCUGGAAUAAACAAAAGGAGAAAGUUAAAGAACAAAAGACGACGUUCAUUACCACGACCACAUGACUUCUUCGAUGCACAAACACUGGAUGCGAUAAGACAUCGAGCCAUAUGCUUUAACCUCUCAGCGCAUAUAGAAAGUUUAGGGAAGGGACACAGUGUUGUUUUUCAUAGUACUGUAAUAGCUAAGAGAAAAGAGGAUUCUGGAAAGAUAAAACUUUUGCUUCAUUGGAUGCCUGAAGAUAUUCUGCCAGAUGUGUGGGUGAAUGAGAGUGAACGACAUCAAUUGAAAACUAAAGUAGUUCAUUUAUCAAAGCUACCCAAAGAUACUGCCUUGCUUUUGGAUCCAAACAUAUACAGAACAAUGCCGCAGAAGAGGUUGAAGAGAACUCUGAUAAGAAAAGUGUUCAAUUUGUAUUUAAGCAAACCGUGAACAGCAUUUGCAAUCAACUAAAAAUUCGUCUAUCGAAUUAGGGCUGAAAGUCUCUGUUAAAGAGUGUCGCAGUGUCUGGUGGCUCCCUUUCAGGACUAGGGCUUUCUCAUGGAGUACAGUAUAUUGAUAUUUACUUGGAUAACUCACUUUGUUAACGGUUUUUGAAAAACCUCUUUCAAAUUGGAAUAUUUGUAUUUUCAUUUAACCUAUAUGACUCUAAUUUUUUUCUGAGGAAAGCAUUUGGUUUUUGAAUUGUUUUUUCUUAAUGUAAGAAAAAUUGUAUUUUUUUUAAAGUAUCUUCAAACUGAAUCUUUUAUGCACCAAAGUUGGUUUUGAAAAGGAAAAUAAAAAUCAUUUUCUUGCUUGGUAAGCAAGAAGCCAUAUGGAAUUUUUUUUAACUUACAGAAAUGGAAAUAUGUGUAACUUGUUAGUAUUGUAUCAAACAAAUGUUCCAUAGAGUUAAUAGAACAUUGCUUGUAAAUAAUUCAGCAGAUUUGUAAUAUAUUUUUAUAUUAUGAAAUGUACUGUAGAUGUUUUUCUAGAGGCAUGAAAGUUAAAUGUAUAUAUUAUGGUAGAAAUAAUAUUGAAGGAUAUUGUAAUUCACUAGUGCUGCCAGAGGAAUUGUUAAUAAAGCACCUUCUUUAACAAUAAAUGUCUUUUGCAGACCUAAGGACUAUGUACUACUGUUAAUAUCUAUAAGAACAAAACAUUGAACAGCCUUCCAGAAAGUCUUUGAGGGAGGACCUGUACCCGAAAUAAAAUUAAGGCACUCAUUUCUGAUAGUGACCGUGAAGUCCAUUUUUUCCUUACUGUUGGAAGGACAUACUGUAAAGUAUAUGGUUAUAGGCAGUCAGACUGCACAAAAUACUCCUAAUUGAGGAGUUUUCACUUUACUACACUGAUAUGAACCAGCAGUUUUUACACUAAAUUUAUAAAAUAAAUAAUAGACAAAAAUAUAGAACUAAACCUUUGGUUCCAAAAUGGGAAAGAUUCCAUGAUAUAGAAAUCAUUUCUCAUUUGUUUAAAAAAGUGGUAAAAAUUAUGGGAGACUUUAUUCGUUAACAGUGGGGUAAAGAGCUAUAUACAUAAAAUGAGUCAUAUAAAACUAAAGUGCAAAAAAGCACUGCUACUAGAAGACAUUCUGGAAAGGUUGUUUAAUAAGGGUAUUAUCAACAUGAUCUGUAGCAAAUGUGAUUUUAUUUUUUAAAAGAAAAGAAAAGCAGUGUGCUUUUUUACUAUUUUUGUUGUCUUUGCUUAAGCACUUCAUUAGUUGCUUUAUUUUGUAUCUGCGAAGUAAUCUGCAAUCUCUUUUGUUCUUUUUAAAUUUUGUUUUGUUAUAAAAUUGCCAAAUAGAAGUUUCAGAUAUAUAGUUUGUGCCUGUAUUUUUAUUUUAUUUUAUUGCUUCAUUGUCUUGUAAGUCAUCCUUAAUUGACCGAUGAUUGUAGACUUUGCUUGAGUAUUUUUUUCUAAUAAAACAAAGCAAAUCACAUUUAGCUUCAAAUUGUAACACUUUGAUUAAAUUUUCAAGUGACACCUGAAUAUACACACCCAAAAUUGUCUUCAGGGGCCCAGUGAAUAAAGGCCAUUCGUUGUGUAGAGAUGCCUCAACGUUGGCCAGAUUUCAUGGCUAGUGAUUAGCCCUGGAGUCCUCGGUCACUCACUGUCCUUUUGCUGCUCAUCUAACUUUGGUUUGAUACUAAUAGCACACCAAAAAAAAUAUGGAAUUAAAAUGAGCUAAUUUUAUAGCUUGUAUGUAUACACAUAUAUACUUACACACGUUCAGAUAUGAUUGGAAAGUGUGAACAUUUUAAUCCUUGUUGUUCAUUUAUUGAUACCUCCUUGUCUGUAUUAUUCUCACUGCCCGUCUACAUAGUUCUUUCUACUCCCAAGUAGGACGUUCGUAAUAUGGUGCCUGAAAUGAUGUCUCACUCCGCAUCCACGUGCAGUCUUGCACUGGGCAAGCUGCACCCGCACACGCAGCCUCUGGGUGGCAGGGUGGCCGCCAACUGCUGCUCCCUGCGCCGGGGCGGCGAGCAGCAAGACCUCAGGCCUACAAGCCUGAAAUCCGUACUGUCUGGUCUGUAGGAAGAGUUGGCUGCUCUCUCCCUUGUCAGGUGAUAAAACUUGGGAGAAUGAACUUAAACCUUGGAUUUUUUACAUAUUGGACUUUAAUAUAAUAGUGUUGAGUUAAGACAGUACAUUCAAUUUGGUGAAAGCUGUUUGGUACUAUUUUACAGUAAACGUUGCCGUAUUAGGCUCCUACAACAAAUGUUUUGGGGAACUUUUACAUUGAAUUUGUUAAUAGUUAUAUAACCCAUCAUUUUACCAUUUGUAUUUUUGUAUUUUGUUUCACAAAAUAGAAGAAAUUGAGAUUUUGUAUAUCAGAUUAUGUUUAAACCAUAAGGCACAUCUGCUUUAUUUAAAAGCAUCUUGAAGUAGAAAAUAUUGUAAAGUUUAAAGUUGUUUAUUUUUCUAAUAAACUUUUCAGUACAUAAAUUUUCCCUACAGUGGCCACACAUUCCUCCUGAAUUUCAGAUGAAAGGUAACUAAGAUGGACAAUAAUUAUACAUAAUUUGAGAUUUGUUUCAUUGGAAGUAUUGAUAAUCAUGUCAGUAUACCCUUGGCUGUAAGACUUUUUCACAUACUGUUUUAAAAUACGCAUUUACUCUUAAAAAUACAGAAUUUGCCAGUUGUUUAAAGCAUGUUCUGUUGUUUGCUCCUUGAUUUUUUUUUUUAACAUGGUGAACAAAAGUGUUAGAUUUUUAAAUAGAAUAUAAAAUGGAUAAAUAGGUUUGAAGUAGUUUAAAUAUUCCAUGGAAAGAGUCUUUCUGUUUAGUCACAACUUUGUGAACUUGUACCUCUACGUAAGUUUUCUAAAAGCAAACAGAUUUUUAGCUUAUGUGAAUUCUUCAUGCAAAGCCAUUUUAUCAGGCCUGAGGUUGUGGACCUACAAGGAGAUAAAUAUAAAAGAAUUUUUAAAAGCUUUCUAUUCUUAAAAAAAUACAAGAAAUAUUUCAUAAAAGGACAAGUGUUUUUAGAAAAAUUUCCUGCAUUCGUAUUUUUAAUUGUGAAAGACUGUGAUCUG
Messenger RNA from Octodon degus (degu), 4659 nucleotides. RefSeq names its product AE binding protein 2 (gene Aebp2). Bases 21 to 1574 code for a protein of 517 amino acids. NCBI's taxonomy places the organism in Eukaryota, Metazoa, Chordata, Mammalia, Rodentia, Octodontidae. The record is from RefSeq and is a predicted model, not a curated record. The transcript is spliced from 9 exons. Gene Ontology annotation, biological process: regulation of transcription by RNA polymerase II. Gene Ontology annotation, cellular component: ESC/E(Z) complex.